AUGUGUCCCGAGGAGUUAUCAGCAGAGCCCUGGACUGCCCUCAACAAGAAGGCUACUUCACACCAAUAUACUGCGAUUAGCACUGCGACGAAGGCCACAGUAAAGAUGCCUGAGAACAGCGGCCGUGGGAUGGAGGAGGAGGUGGAGACCUUUGCCUUCCAGGCGGAGAUCGCUCAGCUCAUGUCCCUCAUCAUCAACACCUUCUACUCCAACAAAGAGAUCUUCCUCAGAGAGCUCAUCUCCAACUCCUCAGACGCUUUGGACAAAAUCCGAUAUGAAAGCCUCACAGACCCAAGCAAACUGGACUCAUGUAAAGACUUGAAAAUGGACAUCACGCCCGACCUGCUGACCCGCACACUCACCAUCACAGAUACGGGCAUCGGCAUGACCAAAGCCGACCUCAUCAACAACCUGGGAACCAUCGCCAAGUCGGGCACCAAGGCCUUCAUGGAGGCGCUGCAGGCUGGAGCAGACAUCUCUAUGAUCGGACAGUUUGGCGUGGGUUUCUACUCCGCCUACCUGGUGGCAGAGAGGGUCACGGUCAUCAGCAAGCACAACGAUGAUGAGCAGUACAUCUGGGAAUCGGCUGCUGGAGGGUCCUUCACUGUCAAGACCGAUACAGGAGAGUCAAUUGGCCGCGGUACAAAGGUCAUCCUCCAUCUUAAAGAAGAUCAGACUGAAUAUUGUGAAGAGAAACGGAUCAAGGAAGUCAUCAAGAAGCACUCACAGUUCAUUGGCUACCCCAUCACACUCUAUGUGGAGAAAACUCGUGAGAAGGAGGUUGACCUGGAGCAGGGCGAAAAAGAGGAGGAGGCAGCGCCCCAAGACGAAGCUGCUGGAGACAAACCCAAGAUCGAGGACAUCGGGGCGGACGAGGACGAGGAUACCAAAGACGGACAGAACAAACGCAAGAAGAAAGUCAAGGAGAAGUACAUCGACGCACAAGAACUCAACAAGACCAAACCCAUCUGGACCAGAAACCCAGACGACAUCACCAACGAGGAGUACGGAGAGUUCUACAAAAGCCUCACCAACGACUGGGAGGACCACAUGGCUGUCAAGCACUUCUCGGUGGAGGGCCAGCUGGAGUUCCGCGCUCUUCUCUUUGCGCCUAGACGAGCUUCUUUCGAUCUGUUUGAAAACAAGAGGAAAAGGAACAACAUUAAGCUGUAUGUGCGCCGCGUCUUCAUCAUGGACAACUGCGAGGAGCUCAUCCCAGAAUACCUCAAUUUCAUCAAGGGUGUGGUAGACUCCGAGGAUCUGCCACUGAACAUCUCCAGAGAAAUGCUGCAGCAGAGCAAAAUCCUGAAGGUGAUCCGCAAAAACCUGGUCAAGAAGUGUAUGGACCUGUUCACUGAGAUCUCAGAAGACAAAGACAACUACAAAAAGUUCUACGAGCAAUUCUCCAAGAACAUCAAGCUUGGUAUCCACGAGGACUCCCAGAACAGAAAGAAACUGUCAGAGCUUCUUCGCUACUACACCUCGUCCUCUGGAGAAGAAAUGGUGUCCCUCAAAGACUACGUAUCACGCAUGAAGGAGAACCAGAAGCACAUCUACUACAUCACCGGUGAAACCAAAGACCAGGUGGCCAACUCUUCGUUCGUAGAGCGUUUGCGAAAGGCCGGAUUGGAGGUGAUCUACAUGAUUGAGCCCAUUGAUGAGUACUGUGUCCAGCAGCUGAAGGAGUUUGAUGGGAAAACUCUGGUGUCCGUGACCAAAGAGGGUCUGGAGCUGCCUGAAGAUGACGAGGAGAAGAAAAAACAGGAGGAACUCAAAACCAAAUUCGAAAACCUCUGCAAAAUCAUGAAGGACAUCCUGGACAAGAAGAUUGAAAAGGUCACAGUAUCAAACCGCCUGGUCUCCUCUCCCUGCUGCAUCGUUACCAGCACAUACGGUUGGACGGCCAACAUGGAGCGCAUCAUGAAGUCUCAGGCCCUCAGAGAUAACUCUACCAUGGGGUACAUGACGGCCAAAAAACACCUGGAGAUCAAUCCAGCUCACCCUAUCGUGGAGACACUGCGGGAGAAGGCGGAGGCGGAUAAGAACGAUAAAGCUGUGAAGGAUCUGGUGAUUCUGCUGUUCGAGACUGCGCUCAUGUCCUCCGGAUUCACGCUGGAUGAUCCACAGACCCAUGCCAACCGCAUCUACAGGAUGAUCAAACUCGGACUGGGCAUUGAUGAAGACGAUUCUCCAGUGGAAGAGCUGACCCAGCCGGCAGAGGAGGACAUGCCCGCGCUGGAGGGAGACGAUGACACGUCCAGAAUGGAAGAAGUCGACUAA
Messenger RNA from Knipowitschia caucasica, 2280 nucleotides. The record is from the annotation of a GenBank genome assembly. NCBI's taxonomy places the organism in Eukaryota, Metazoa, Chordata, Actinopteri, Gobiiformes, Gobiidae.